Messenger RNA from Podospora bellae-mahoneyi, 1962 nucleotides. It is a transcript of the gene VPS33, whose product is annotated as Vacuolar protein-sorting-associated protein 33. The transcript has 3 exons. Gene Ontology annotation, biological process: intracellular protein transport; vesicle-mediated transport. Bases 49 to 1962 code for a protein of 637 amino acids. NCBI's taxonomy places the organism in Eukaryota, Fungi, Ascomycota, Sordariomycetes, Sordariales, Podosporaceae. Gene Ontology annotation, cellular component: CORVET complex; fungal-type vacuole. The record is from RefSeq and is a predicted model, not a curated record.
CGCAAGCUUCAUGGACCAACUUCAACAUCGCCAUGACAGCUCACCACCAUGGCUCCUCAACCGGAGUUUGACACAGAGCAGAUCAGAGACAAGGCGCGGAGGGAUCUGCUUCAUCUCCUCGAAGGAGUUCGUGGAAAGAAGAACCUCGUCAUUGAGGAGAAGCUCGCCGGCCCGCUCGGUGUGAUAGUCAAGGCCUCGACUUUACGUGAAUACGAUGUCGACAAGAUCUUCUUUCUUGAGAACAAGAACACGGAUACCAGCAACCGCAAUGUCGUCUUCAUUGCCCGCGGCGAGUCUGCCCGCAACGCUCAUGCGAUAGCCGACCAGAUUACUCGCCUUCAGCGAGAGGCGCAGACCCCGCUCGAAUUCCAUGUGUUCUGGGUGCCUCGGCGGACGUUACUUUCUGACAAGAUCUUGGAGGAAGCUGGAGUCUUGGGAGACACCAAUGUCACCGAACUCCCGCUCUACUUCUUUCCCCUGGAUAAAGAUGUCUUGUCCCUAGAGCUUGACGAUUCGUUCCGCGACCUUUAUUUGGCCAAAGACCCCACGCCCGUUUUCCUGCUCGCCCGCGCCUUGAUGGGCAUCCAACAAAAGCAUGGACUGUUUCCUCGUAUUGUCGGCAAAGGCGAUAAUGCCAAAAGAGUUUCAGAUCUUCUUUUGCGCAUGAGACAAGAGUUACUCGCCGGCGAAGAUGUUGGCGAGGCCGGCAAGGUUGGGCUCAGCCCCAGCACAACAACUGAAAGCAUCAUCAUUAUCGACCGAGAAGUCGAUUUUGUUACACCUCUUCUCACCCAGCUCACUUACGAGGGGUUGAUCGACGAACUGUUUGGCAUUCAAAAUAACCAAACCGAUGUUGAUUCGACGAUAGUUGGCGCAGCACCACAGCCUGGACCUCAAGCCGGAUCGACGACAGCCCCGACGGCAACAGAUGGGCAGACGAGAAAGCGCAAGAUACAGCUGGACGGCUCUGACAAGUUGUUUGCGCAGCUUCGCGACACCAAUUUCGCCGUCGUAGGCACUCAGUUGCACAAAAUAGCCCGACGACUCCAAAGCGAUUUUGAUAGCAGACACAGUUCAAAGACGACAGCGGAGCUUAGGGAAUUCGUGCAAAAGCUACCCGGAUAUCAGGCAGAGCAACAGAGCUUGAAGAUACACACGGGCCUUACAGAAGAAAUCAUGAAGUAUACGCAGACUGAGCUCUUUACGAAGCUCCUUGAGGUGCAGCAGAAUCUGGCAGCAGGAGCGGAUCCAUCUUCGCAAUUUGAUGCCAUUGAGGAGCUCAUAGCGCGGGACACACCAUUGCCUCAAGUUUUGAGACUGAUGUGUGUUUACUCUUGCAUCUCGGGGGGCAUCAAGAGCAAAGAGCUGGACCACUUUCGGCGACUUAUACUUCAAGGGUAUGGAUAUCAGCAUCUGCUAACCCUCCAUAAGCUAGAGCGGCUCCAGAUGUUUUUAUCCAGGUCAUCCCCUCUGGCAUCCAUGAUUCCCAUGACAGGCUCUGCAGGUGCGACUGGAAAUAAAACCAACUACACAUAUCUCCGCAAGCAGCUCCGGCUCAUUGUGGACGAGGUCAACGAAGAAGACCCCAACGAUAUUGCCUACGUCUAUAGCGGCUACGCCCCUUUAUCGGUUCGACUUGUCCAAUGCAUUCUCCAGAAACAAUAUCUACUUUCCCUCACAAGAGGGAACGGGGUGACGAGUGCGGCUGGACCGGCUGGAAGUGGAGCACAGGGAUGGCGUGGAUUCGACGACGCUGUCAAGCAUGCUCGAGGCCAGACGUUCGACGAGGUCCAAAAGGGCGAGGAUAAGGCUGUCAAGGCCAGGGCGUUAUUAUCGGGAGGUGGUGAACAAAAGACGGUCUUUGUGGUGUUCGUGGGCGGCAUCAGUUUCACUGAGAUUGCAGCACUGCGGUUUAUUGCAAAGCAGGAAGAAGGCAAGUCGGACCAUAUACCCGACACGUAG